CAGCCCCGACCCAAUUAGAAGGCAUAACAAAGCAUAGGGUGCAUAACGUGUACUGCUAGAAGCCCAUUGUGUGGGAUCCACGCUGGCAAACAUGGCAAUUUUUGUCCCUCAAAUAUCAGACGAGAUAUAUCAUGGGAUCGUUUUCGAAGGAGCCCCUCGUGCAGCCACAGCCCUGGAGUUCACCCGAAACGCAAUUAUCAUCAAUUCUUUCUCGAAGUACUACUCCAUGACUGGAUGGCGGCUGGGCUGGAUCAUAGUUCCAGAUCAUCUCGAUAGUUGCGUCGACGCACUUAACCAGAACAUGAAUGUGUCUGCGCCGACGAUAGCGCAGCGCGCAGCGGUGUGCGCCUUGUCACACGAGGCGAGCGGCGAGCUCCUGGCCCACGUGAAGAGGUAUCAGGUCAACCGAGCUGCUGUGAUAGAAGGGCUUCACAAGAUGGGCAUCAAGGAGCACCAGUAUGCACCUCCAAUGGGGGCAUUUUACAUGUAUGUGGAUCUGAAGGAGCAUGGGGUCACAGACUCGUUAAAAAUGUGCGAAGCGCUUCUGGAAGAAACUGGCGUCGCGAUGACACCUGGUGUAGACUUCGAGGAACCUGGCAGCGGCUUGGGCGAAAAUCGUGUGAGGAUCGGGUUUCCUGGUGGCACGGACGAUGUAAAAGAGGCUAUGCGUGUAUUUGGCGAGUGGUGGACUUCAUCGGCUACGGCGAAAAAAAUUAGAGGCCUCAGCUAGACGUUCAGCUACGAGCGAGGUGGAAAGUCGUAACAGUUUUGCCCUUCUGCUUGCAUUUCGAACGAGUUGUGUGCCCCGCGUUGCGCAGAUAUGGUUCAUUGUCUUAUUGCAGCUGAAGUUUCCGAGUGACACGUGCGCAGUGCAUUGGUUAUUUCUUCGCGUAAAAGCACACGAGUCAUGCGUCAUCCGUUCAUCCAGUUUCGACAAAUAGUGCUUGCACUUAGGAGUUCUGUCUUCUGUCAAAGACACUGGGCCUAAAUCUUGGUCUGGCGGUUCUUCUGAAUUAUGCCCUCGGCGUUUUUUUCAGCUUUUAAUUCGACGUGUUGAAAAUCAUGUUCUACACAAGCAUUGCACCCAUGCGCUAGGAAAUUGUCCCCUAAUUGGGGCCGCGCCGGGCUCAUCAUUUGCGCUUUCAGAUCAGUUGAUUGCGCUGAUCCACGCUGCCGUCUACCACGAUCUACCACGUCCUUAGUUCAUUCUCCCUGCGUCCAGUCCUCCCGAUAUUUGUAUUGUAAUGUUUAUGCUUCUCCUCUGGUCGUCGCUGCUGGCUGGUCGCGGGGCCUCCGGGCCUGUUCCGCGCUGAUGUUAGACCGGUGUUAGGGCGCUGUUGUUGGCGUUUUUACCUCUGCGCUCUGCGCGCGGAGCGGUAGGGACGGCAGGCGGCCGGAACAGGAGAGCGGGAGCGAAGACAGCAGUGAAGUCAAGGACCAGCUUUUGACAAGAAAGCAGAAGACGUAGAAAUCAUUCAGAUCCACAGCGACGGGCCACGCUC
This is a messenger RNA of Prorocentrum cordatum, 1502 nucleotides long. The record is from the annotation of a GenBank genome assembly. NCBI's taxonomy places the organism in Eukaryota, Dinophyceae, Prorocentrales, Prorocentraceae.